Messenger RNA from Emiliania huxleyi CCMP1516, 4929 nucleotides. RefSeq lists its product as hypothetical. The transcript is spliced from 12 exons. Bases 1 to 4929 code for a protein of 1642 amino acids. Gene Ontology annotation, biological process: signal transduction. The record is from RefSeq and is a predicted model, not a curated record. NCBI's taxonomy places the organism in Eukaryota, Haptophyta, Isochrysidales, Noelaerhabdaceae.
AUGCGCUGCAGCGCGCUCGUGCCGUGCCCGCCGUGCUGCGAACGCCCCGCCCCGCGCGCGGCUCGCUCCAAGGCUCAACCGACCUAUGUGGUUCACACCCGGAUCGCGUGCAGAGCGACGGCCCAGCGCGCAGCCGCGAAUCGCCUCCCUGCCUACUGCGCCCCCUCGACGCCCGAAGCGAGUCCGCGCCAUACUCCUCCCAUUUGCGAUGCUGACGCUCGCCCGCCGUCACCUGCGCGCUCGCAGAUCCACCAAACAAGGUACGGAGUCGACUCGAUCAACAUCAUGUCAGAGAACGCGCGCCCGACCGACCCGCCGACGUCCCCCAACGUCGUCACCAAAAAAGCGCCGGCUCUCAAGCCGGUCACCGAAGACGCGCCGGCUUUCAAGCCGGUCACCAAAAAAGCGCCGGCUCUCAAGCCGGUCACCGGCGCAGCGGAGGAGCCCGCCCCGGCGGGCGACGCCGACUGGGCCGCCUCGGCGGCCAAGGAGUUUCCAGCGGAGGAGCCCGUCCCGGCGGGCAUCGCCGACUGGACCACCCCGUCGGACCCGCGCCGCAAGAACGGGCGCAAGGGCGCGUCCGCCCGGAUCGUCCGCACCAAGAGCAUCCCGGUCGGCGGCAAGAACAGGUUCAGGGCCCUGCUCGGAACGGACGGCAACGAGGGCAUCCUCGGUGGCACCGGCAAGGGCGCGACGGUCGACGUCGAGACGACCACGAUCAUCACGCCCGAGGGCUCUGCCGCCGGCCGGUUCUCGUGGCCAAAGUCCUACAAGUUGCUCCGCCUCUUUGGCAUCCUUGCACUGUUCUGCCUCGGAGCCGGGUUUGCGCACUUUUCGUACUCUGCCACCUCCGCGCUUCUCUCCUCGCAGCGGUACGAAUCCCCGUGGCCGACAUCGCCUCUCGCGACCGUCGCGAAGCCGUUCACGCCGGCAUCGCCCAACGGCUUCUGCGAGGUUGGCGGCAACGACGCCAGCUCGUUUGUAGCCAUCGCAUCGUCGGAAAGCGCGCCCGCCAACCACCCGGUGCGUGCUCGCUCGCGCGUGCUAGUAUCCGCGCCGCGCAAGCUCGUGACUAACAGCCCGCGCGCCGUUCAGGGCGGACGCGACGUGUGGGAAGCACUGAUGGACGAGAUCGGCGAGGUGGGCGAGCCGUUGCACCUAAUUGGCGAGCCGCUGGCGUCCGUCAAGGAAAUUUACGAGAAGCAGCCGGCCGAGGCCGACUUGGAGACCGUCCCGGCCUCGCGCAACAGCAUGGAGCGCAAGGGCGAGCCUGAGAUCGACCUCGUCGGUCCCGUCUACAGCAACAGGACGGGGGUCAUCGCUCGGGGACGCGACACCGUCUUGCCCGUGAACGACACGUCGCCCGAGUUGCGGCCCGCCGACGCUGGGAAGCCUGGGAUGCUGGAGGUGCGGAAGCUGGUCGAGACUGGCCUCGGCGCGCCCGUCGCUAGCAUGCACGCCGGUGGCGAGUGGCGGGCGAACGACGGAUCGACGGACGCUUCUCGAGUCCCAACCAAGGACCUCUUCCUCCAGCGUUGCCGGGCCAUCGAACCUCUUCUCGCGGCCACGCUUGAGGGGCCGGCGUGGCCUGCAGAGGUCCGUGCCGCUCAGAGUUCCGACUCGAACGCGGUCGAGUCAGACAUCUUCUCGGUCUCAAGUGUGUGCGCCGACUGGCAGCCACGCUGCGCCGCCCCUGCGCGGCACGUGGAGCCUCGCCACGCGCUCACCGACGAGCGCUCCAAGACCGACAAGUCUCCCACGGGCCCGCCGGCCGACGAGCGCUCCAUCGAGCUGCCCUUCCCGUUCCACUUUCCCUUCUCGAGCGGACCCUCCUCUUCUGUGCCUGGCCGCGCACGGCUGCGCGGUCAGCUUUGGGCUGCCUUGUUCUUGCUGCUCGGAGCGUGCUGGUGCGGCGUGCUGCUCUCGAUCGGUAACGAAUCCCCGGACGCCGUCUAUACCUUUUGCGCCUGCGCCUCGGGCAUCCACACUUUCAACUCGUGUGGCUCGAACUUUGACACGUGGCUGAGAGUCUUCACUCUCUCUGGGUCAGAAGUAAGCAACUGCGACGACUGUGGCGAUUGCGGUGCGCAAACCGUACUGGACGUGUCGCUCUCGGCCGGCACGUGCUACUACAUUAUCGUCGACGGAUAUUCUUCGAGCAGCGGUGCCUACAUCCUCACGACAAUCGGUGCGGUCUCGAUAAUCGGCUCGAACGUGUCGGGCUGCUCGGCUGGCUGGUGGGGCGGCGGCGUCUACGCGAUUGGCAGCGGUGCGGUCUCGAUCAUCGACUCGGAUGUGAGGGACUGCAGUGCUGACAACUCCGGCGGCGUCGUCUACGCGAGGAGCAGCGGUGCGGUCUCGAUCACCGGCUCGAAUGUAUCGGGCUGCUCGGCUGGCGAGGACGGCGGCGUCGUCUUCGCGCUGGACAGCAUCUCCCUUUCCAUCGCGGGUAUCGCUUUCAUCGACAACAGAGCGGGGAAGUCAGGCUCGGUGCUGUACCUUUCAAACACGCCCUCCUCGAUCAGCGACGCCUCCUUCACCGGCAACACCGCUGGCGACGACAAGACGAUACAGACCGACAAGCCGAUAGACUGGGACUGCCGCUUGGGCAGCUGGAUGCCGACCGAGGGCGCCUUUAAGGGCGACUUCAGCGUCGGCUUCCAGCCCAAGUUCAAGAUCCUGGUCAGCUUCUACCAGAUCGCCGCGACGCUCGGCCCCGUCUACGGCGUCCGCCUCCACGAGGACUUCACGCGCUGGACCGACUUCAUGGACGCGAUCAGCCUGGACUUGCUCGGCCUCACCUAUCCGGAUGCCUGCAUCGGCUCGAUGGGAGACCGGCUCCUGCUCGCAGGCUUGUGGCCGAUCCUGUCUAUCAUGCUCGGAGGCGCCGCCCUCGCCUGCUGCGCCCUCGCGGAGUGGCUCUUGUCUGGUCGCGCCGACGCCCUCCGGCGCGACCUUGUGCGCGCUACGCUGCGUCGCCUCCUCUACUGGGCCAUCCUCGUUGCCUACCUCGUGCUGCCCUCGGUCUCCCGCUCCAUCUUCAAGGCGCGGCAGUGCGAGUCGUUUAAUGUCGACGACUUCACCGGGGACAGGCGCUCCUACCUCGUCGCCGACCUCGACGUGCUCUGCAGCGCCGGCGACGACGAGUUCAGCGGCCUCGACACGUACUUCUGGGCCUUCUUCGUCCUGUGGCCGGUGCUCGUGCCGCUAGCCUUCCUGGCGCUCCUGCUUUCGAUCCGCUCCGAGGUGCGGGCGCAGCGAGUCAGGGCAACGGCCCGAGCCAGCCGCUUCCUCUGGCGCGACUACGACCCGCGCUUCCUCUUCUGGGAGGUCGUCGAUCUGGGCCGCAAGCUCUUCCUUGCUUCACUGGUGCUCUUCAUCCAGACAGACGACGGCUCGAGCAAGCUGCUCCGCCUCUUCGUCGCCUCUGUCGUCUCGGCCCUCUACCUCGCCGCCCUCGCCCUCGCCCGGCCCUUCAAGCGUGACGACGACCUCUACCUCGCGUGCACCGCCAAUCUGUUUCUCUCCUGCUGCUUCACCUCCGGCAUGGUGAUUCAGCUGUGCGAGAGCGCCGCCUACGAGGACAUGUGCAAGACCCUCGUCGGCUUCGACAGCGCGCGCGGAGCGAGUGAGUUUGUGAUCGCGCUCACCGCCGCAAUGCUGGCCGUGUCGCUGCUCGUCGUCGUCUUCAAGACUGUCAGCGCCGUCCGCGCGCCCACCAUCCGCCUCUCCUCCUCCGGCCGCCCCCCAGUCCUCGAGCUGUCCCCCGAGUGCCACUUCCACGGCUUCAUCUCGCACUGCUGGGGGACCGGCCAGGACCAGACGCACACCGUCGUGCGGCAGCUCCAGCUUCUUCUCCCCGGCGUCCGGAUCUGGCUCGACGUCGACAAUCUCGAGGACGUGGGCAGGCUCGAGGAGUCGGUCAGAGACGCGACGACCUUUCUCGUCUUCCUCAGCGCGGGAUACUUCAAGAGCUUCAACUGUCGCCGCGAGCUGUACGCGGCGCUAGGCUCGAACCGGCCCUUCAUCCCGAUCCAGGAGGCUGACGUCGACAAGGGCGGCGCCUCGAUCGAGGCGCUGAAGGCAGAGUGCCGCGAGCACUGCGUCGAGACCGCCCCGCCGGCCUACCCCUCAUACAGCGGGCCUAGCGAGAUGCUCGCGCGCGUGUUUGAGGCGACGCCGCCGAUCGUGUGGGUGCGGGUGAACGCCUUUCAGCUCGAGUCGCUCAAGGCGGUCGCGCUUCGCAUGCUGCUCCACUCUCCUUACUACGCGAGCCGCCCGGCCGAGCUCGCCGACGGCGUGAUGGUGCCCGGCCAGGCGGGCCCCGUUGCCUUCAGCGGCCCCGUCACCAUCCUCGUGUGCCGCGACAACGAGGGCGCCGUCGGCAUUGCAAGGGAGCUCAAUACGGCGGCGAGGGAGGGGCGCGGCUCUGCCGCCAGCUCUACCGCCAGCGCCGAGACGGUAACGAUCCGCGAUGCGGAGGAGGCGCUCGAGGGAGUCAACGCGGCCCCGCUCUCCGGGCACGUAGUGUGCCUGCUCUACCUGAACGAUAAGACCUUCCUGGACGCCGGCGGCGCCGUCGCGCGCCUCGUGCAAGCGGCGAUGGACCGACGCAUCGCCAUCACAAUGGUCCACGAGCAGGACCCUAGCUUCGGCGGCGUUCCGUUCCGCAACUUUUUCCAGCAGACGCCGCAGGUGCUGCUGCAGCAGCCGUACAAGCUUUUCGACACGGUGGCGGUGCCGCUCUUCCCGGCUCCGGAGCACCGCACGGUGAGCUUGCGCCUCGCGCUGAGCAGCAUGGGAGCGGUGCCGUGCGACGCGGGGCCGCUCCAGCGGCGGUGGGAGCUCCUCCGCCGCCGCAUAGCGGUGGCGCGCCUCGUGCGGCGGCGCCCCGCCGAGCUGCGCCAGCAGCCUGUGGUGCAGCCGUAG